Polypterus senegalus (gray bichir) is the source of this 913-nucleotide messenger RNA. It is a transcript of the gene fkbp14, whose product is annotated as FKBP prolyl isomerase 14. Bases 153 to 788 code for a protein of 211 amino acids. NCBI's taxonomy places the organism in Eukaryota, Metazoa, Chordata, Cladistia, Polypteriformes, Polypteridae. Gene Ontology annotation, molecular function: peptidyl-prolyl cis-trans isomerase activity; calcium ion binding. The record is from RefSeq and is a predicted model, not a curated record. The transcript is spliced from 4 exons.
ACCUCCUUAUGAGCGUACUGGGCGGUGUGCUAAAGCGUAGCUAUAGAUGCUGAUUUUAGGUUGCCACGUCAACGAAGCUGUGAUGUUUAAAGGAGGAAGAUUAUAGCAGAUGCAUUUUCAUCUCUUCUGGAUCUAAGGAUUACUGUGCAUAAAUGUUUCUCGUAUUACUGAACGCGUUCUGUUCUAUACUUCUGGGGUAUUCAAGCGGGGCAAAACUGCCCGACCCCGAAGUUAAAAUAGAGGUCCUGAAAAAACCGUUUGUGUGCCCGAGGAAAUCCAAGUAUGGAGACAUGCUUUUAGUUCAUUAUGAUGGCUAUUUGGAAAGUAAUGGCACACUUUUUCACUCAAGUCGAAAACAUGCCAAUGGCCAACCAGUUUGGUUCACUCUUGGUAUUGGAGAAGUGAUCAAAGGUUGGGAUAAAGGAAUGAAGAACAUGUGCAGCGGAGAAAAAAGAAAACUAACAGUCCCUUCAGCUCUUGGUUAUGGAAAAGAGGGCAAAGGGAAAGUACCACCAGAAAGUAAUCUUAUAUUUGAAAUUGAAGUGAUGGAAAUUCGAAAUGGACCUAGAUCUCAUGAAUCUUUUCAAGAAAUGGAUCUUAACGAUGACUGGAAACUUUCCAAGCAGGAGGUGAAAGAGUAUCUAAGGAAAGAAUUUGAAAGGCAUGGCUAUUCUGCAAAUGACACCCAAAAUGAAUUUAUGGUUGAAGACAUUUUCAAGAAAGAAGAUGAAGACAGUGAUGGUUUCAUAUCUGCAAGAGAGUUCACAUACAAACAUGAUGAACUGUAAAGGAAUAUCAUAAUUAUAGAAAGACACUCUGCUGUUCAAAAAUUGAUUUUGACUGCUGAUACUUUAAAAGCCUGGGUGUAAAAUUUUAUGCCAUUUUAAAUAAAAAAAAUUAUAAUAAUUUUGAA